This is a messenger RNA of Malassezia globosa CBS 7966, 1221 nucleotides long. RefSeq lists its product as uncharacterized. NCBI's taxonomy places the organism in Eukaryota, Fungi, Basidiomycota, Malasseziomycetes, Malasseziales, Malasseziaceae. The transcript has a single exon. The record is from RefSeq and is a predicted model, not a curated record. The coding region runs from base 1 to 1221 and encodes 406 amino acids. Gene Ontology annotation, cellular component: mitochondrial matrix. Gene Ontology annotation, molecular function: translation elongation factor activity. Gene Ontology annotation, biological process: mitochondrial translational elongation.
AUGCGUGCGAUGAGACCCGUUGCUCAUUUGGCACGCUGCUUCUGUGCAUCCAGCAGCGUGAAAGAGACGCGGCCGUCGAUCCAGGCCAUUGCUGAGCUGCGAAAGGCUCUGCCCGGCACGUCGAUGCUCAAGGCGCGCGAGGCGCUUACGGCAUCUCGCUCGCCAGAUGCCCCCGACACCGACAAUGUCGAGGCUGCAAUUGCAUGGCUUGAACAGACUCGUGCGUCUGAUGGGGCAAAGCGCGAGGCCAAAGUGGCGUCGCGUGUCACCGCCGAGGGAACGAUUGGGCUAUGCACACUCUCAGACGGCAUUAGCAGCCCAGGAGCGCGCGCAGCGAUGGUCGAACUGAACUGCGAAACAGACUUUGUCGCACGAAACGACAUCUUCGGCGCUCUGGCUCGUGACAUUGCGCACACAGCUGCCUGGUUCCCGAUCGUCGCUGCGUCUGAGACGUCUGCUGUGCUGUCCGACGUUGAUGUGGCCGCAUUCCUUGAGUGUCCCAUCAUUCCGUUCGAGGCUUCUGAGGAGAACAAGCAUGACGUCAUAUCUGUGCGUGCGGCAAUCACGUCUGUCGUUGCGCGUCUUGGUGAGAAAGUGGCUCUUGGCCGCGUCGCGUCCCUGGCACCCACCAGCGGCGGGAGUCAUGGAAGUGCUCUUGUAUGUGGUUCAUUCGCGCACGGUACUGCAUCUGCACCUCCCGCACCUCAAACUCCCGUGGCGGCUACCUUCGCCAGUGGACGUGUGGCGAGUUUGUUGGCGGUACAGGUGCAUGGGCCACUGUCUCAGCGUAUCAUGUCGCGCACGGCGACCACUCAGCACAACGAUCAUGACCAUGACCGCAACGGCGAUGACGAACGCAAGCGGCAGCUCCGUGCGCUCGCUCGCUCGCUCGCUCGGCAAGCUGCUGGCUUCCCGACCACGUCGGUGGACGCUCCCUCCGCGACGGCGGCUGUCGCGAGCGACGCUAGCUCAGAGACAAGCGGCGCACUCCUGACGCAACCGUUUGUUAUGUUACUUCCUGCGGCUGGCCUAGAUCCUAGUGUAAAUGAACAAAAAAGCGUGCGUGACGCACUCGAACUAUGGUCCAACACAUACGCAGGCCAAGCUGACGGCAUCCGUGUUGCAGCGCUGCGUCGUUGGGAAGUGGGUGAGACGGCUGCGCGACCAUCAGAUGAGACUUCUUUUGCAGACCAAGUCAAAGAAGCAGCUGGUCUGGCCUAA